AUGCUGCAGUUCGCAUGCCGUGUUCCAGGAUGCCCCAGCGUUCGCCAGGACUUCAGGAUCAAGAGGAAACUCCUGUUCCAUCCAACAGCAGAUCCAUACCGCCACCGUGCAAGCUCGCCUCCAGGUGUUACAGUCUGGGGCUACGGUGUCCCAGGGACCCCCUAUCGCCCUACCAUCAACGCCCCGAAAACGAGGUUGGAGGGAGAGGGUGAUAGGGAGGUACCUGAGACCCUACCGUUCCUACCAUCCCGCCCGAAGCCGGGAGCAACUCGUGCAAGGAGCAGGAUCCUGCCGCUCCCCAUCGUGGUCGAGGAGGACCCGGCCAACAAUGGCAAGCAGGAGUAUGGUCGAUCCAUCACGCCCAACGACACGAUCCAGCCGCUGGCAUUGCUUGUCCACUCAACAGCCCCUAUCGUAAGUUUUCAUACCGAGUGUGGAUGGGACCUUGUCGAACAGGUCAUGUACCUCGCCGUCUUACUUACAAUAGAUAUUGUCCAUCUCGAGCCCGGAGAAUCUGCCCCUGAGCACAUCCGGCUGCUCAACCACGGUGUAUAUGGCGCUGCUAUUCCAUUCUCGGGGUUCGUUAAGGGGCUGUCGAUUACCAAACUCCCCGAGCUAUACAAGAACUCUAUCCUCUACGCUCCCAAAUAG
Messenger RNA from Chaetomium strumarium, 651 nucleotides. RefSeq lists its product as uncharacterized. NCBI's taxonomy places the organism in Eukaryota, Fungi, Ascomycota, Sordariomycetes, Sordariales, Chaetomiaceae. The transcript is spliced from 8 exons. The coding region runs from base 1 to 651 and encodes 216 amino acids. The record is from RefSeq and is a predicted model, not a curated record.